GGGUGGCGAGGAGAGGGGGGGUGGGGGGCAUGGCUCGCUCCGCCGCCCCGGCGAUGCUGUCGGCUAGCGGCUUCGGCUUCCCCCCGCAGAAUUUCGCCCGGGUGGUGGUGUGGGAAUGGUUGAACGAGCACGGCCGCUGGAGACCGUACGGGGCCACCGUGUGUCACCACAUCGAGAACAUCGUGAAGUGCAAUGCCCGGGGCAGCGUGGUGCUGGGGCAGGCGGACCCGCACCUCUCCCCUUAUAUCAUCGACUUGCAAUCCAUGCAUCAGUUUAGACAAGACACAGGAACCAUGCGCCCAGUUAGAAGGAAUUUUUACGACCCUUCUUCAGCUCCGGGGAAAGGCGUAGUUUGGGAAUGGGAAAACGACAGUUGUUCCUGGACUCCGUACGACAUGGAUAUUUGCAUAACCAUCCAAAAUGCGUACGAGAAGCAACAUCCGUGGUUGGACUUGACCUCUCUGGGCUUCUGUUAUAUUAUUGACUUCAAUAGCAUGUGCCAGAUGAACAGACAGACACAACGUAAGCGACGACUGAGGAGGCGUAUGGACUUGGCCUACCCCUUGACUAUGGGCUCCAUCCCCAAAUCUCAGUCCUGGCCCAUCGGCACGCAGUCGGGGCAACCGUGCAGCUGCCAACAAUGCGUCCUGGUCAACAGCACCAGGGCAGCCUCCAACGCCAUCCUGGAAUCCCAACGGCGCAAGGUCUACGCGGCAGCCAACGGCACACUGACCGUGCGACAAAGCAACUCCUACAACGGCCCCGCCUUGUGGUCAGCGAUGAGCAGUGCGGGCACCAUAGCCCCCAACCCCGAGCAGGCCCGCUCGCCCACCACCACCACCCAACUCUCACCUAUCUCGCAGAGCCAGAGCACCACCACCACCACUCCCAUCCCCGGCCAGAACAACCUGAACAGACCCGGGACCCAACGAUCUGCUGUCGUCAGCACCAGAGCCUCCAUCCCCCCUGGGGUUCCUGCUCUUCCAGUGAAAAACCUAAAUGGGUCUGGCCCAGUUCAUCCAGCUCUUGCAGGAAUGACCGGGAUCCUGAUGUGCGCAGCUGGACUUCCCGUGUGCCUGACCCGUGCUCCGAAACCCAUUCUUCACCCUCCGCCUGUCAAUAAGAGUGAAAUAAAGCCAGUGCCUGGGAUAUCAGGUAUCUGCAGGAAGACCAAGAAAAAGCAUCUGAAGAAAGGAAAAUCUCCAGAGGACGUGGUGCGGAGAUACAUGCAGAAGGUCAAGAAUCCGCCAGAUGAGGAUUGCACCAUCUGUAUGGAGAGGCUGAUCAGUUCCUCAGGCUAUGAGGGGGUGCUGAAUCUGAAGGGGGUGAAGCCUGAACUGGUGGGAAGGCUCAGCAAAUGCAGCCACAUGUACCAUCUCCUGUGUCUGGUGGCCAUGUACAACAAUGGCAACAAGGACGGCAGCCUGCAAUGCCCCACCUGCAAGGCUAUCUAUGGUGAGAAAACUGGAACACAGCCACCUGGGAAGAUGGAAUACCAUGUGAUCCCACAUUCGUUGCCAGGAUACCCCGAGUUCAAAACAAUCCGCAUUGUCUACGACAUCCCAGCAGGACUACAGGGCGUUGAACACCCUAACCAAGGGAAGAAGUUCACUGCCAGAGGAUUUCCACGGCACUGCUACCUGCCCGACAAUGACAAAGGACGCAAGAUCCUGAAGCUGCUGAUUGUGGCGUGGGACCGCAGGCUGAUAUUCACCAUCGGAACAUCCAACACCACCGGUGAAACGGAUACAGUGGUGUGGAACGAAAUCCAUCACAAAACAGAGUUUGGAUCAAAUUUAACUGGACAUGGCUACGCAGAUCCCAACUAUUUGGACAACGUGCUGGCAGAGUUAUCUGCCCAAGGGGUCAUGGAGGACUGUAUAAAGGACUGAGGAAGGGAUUAGAAGCAGCAGCCGAUAAGGACGUUGGCCAUUGAAGAUUACACCCUGUAAAGUACGUUACUAGGGUUCAAAUAUGCUUUGCUUGACUGCCUUGGCCACUACUUUGUUAACUCCAGUUCGGGCUAGUUAAAAGCAGACUGCAUCAGCCUGAUUCAGUUUAUUGGUGGCAAGUUACAGUGACAUACUGUGCAAGUCUGCAUCUGUUAUUCCUUGUGGAAAGACCCACACAACAUUAAUAAUUAGGGGGGGGGGGGGAAGGUAAAUCAAGAAUAAGAGAACAGAGAGGGCCGUCAAGUUGACGGUCGCUUGCACUGGUCAAUCCUUACAAAUAAAAGAACAGAGAUGCUUUUUCGUGCGGUUGGAUUGUACACUGUGCACUUCCUGCAGUGUUGCAUCCACUGUGCACAGAGGCAGAAAUACUAAGCACUCCUGGUUAGCUGUAGGAACUCUGGCAUCAGCCAACACUUCGCUUUCUAGAGGUCACAAGCCCCGUGUGUGAAACAUGCAGUAUUUUUCUUUUCAUAAGCAAGGUGUGCACAUCUCUCAGGGAUGUUGGUCUUUUUGCUUGGAUGUGUCACUGUAAAUGGUGUACAGUGGGGGGCAGGAGGGAAAAGCAAAGAAGCUUUGCAUGUGAAAACUGUAUGGCUUUUAAAAAAAAAGUGCCCAUUAUCUUAUUUUAAUCACAGAGGACAGCAACACCAUGGAGCAUUUAAAAAAAAAAGUUUUGACGAAGGUAGUUUAAAAUUUAAAAGACACUGCUUAUUAAAGUGUUUUAUUCGGAAAUAACUAAGGGCUUGUUCUGUGUUUUAAGGUAUGUCGCGUUACUACAUUUGUCCAGCUAAGUAUUAGUGUCCUGGUGGUUCAUGCUGCAUGUCAGUAGCAAAUAAAUACAUACCUCCUCGGAUGAGGCUGUUUAUUUAAAGUUAACUUUUCUAUCUAUAGAUGUUGCUAUACUUCAGAGCGAACUACAUCAGUGUCUUAUCUGCAUCAUUUACGUCUACUGUGUUCGAGGCUCUUUCUUCUGUUUAUGAGGUUUGCGGUGAAUGCAUCCAAAGCCAAAUGAUACUUUAUCUUUAGAUUCUUUCUCCCUCCCACAAUAUGGAUAUUCCUGUUUUCAAUUUCAUAAAAAGGACUCCCGAGUUCUCAAUAUACUUAUUGGUCAGAUUGUGCAAGAGGAUUACUUCACUGGGGGAUUUCCAGGAUAACAAUUAUUUUAUUUAAAAAAAGGACGUCAAAAGAUACAAGAGUUAUACAUCCAGCCCAGAGACGGAAACGUGACAAUAUUCCUGCCAAAUGCAGUCACUGGCUCGGUAAAUGAAUGUCUACUGACAUUCGGGCUGGGUUGUUCUCUCAAAGGGAAAUUAGCUGGGAUAUUACAGAGCUGUGAAGUGUUUACAGAAUGAUGAUUGCUGUAGAAAUAUUCAAUAUUACCCUGACAACUGCUGUCAAAUCUAUUAUGUUUAUAGUCAAUACUGGCAGAAGUAACACUCAGCAAUCGCUGUUACUGCUGAUUACGUUCUGGUGGCUGACUUGUGUGGUGUUCAACUUAUGAGAUUUAUUGCCAAAAAAAAAAAAAAAUUUUUUGAAGAGGAAAUAAAAUGCAAUUGGAAGAGGAACGUGACGGUCCCUUUAGGUUUUGUUGCA
Molecule: messenger RNA, 3545 nt
Organism: Leucoraja erinaceus (little skate)
Lineage: Eukaryota; Metazoa; Chordata; Chondrichthyes; Rajiformes; Rajidae
Product: E3 ubiquitin-protein ligase DTX1-like
Exons: 9
Coding region: 30-1892 (620 amino acids)
Biological process (GO): protein ubiquitination; Notch signaling pathway
Cellular component (GO): nucleoplasm
Molecular function (GO): zinc ion binding; ubiquitin protein ligase activity
Source: RefSeq, a predicted model, not a curated record